AUGAUCUCACCGAACAAAAUGCUUGCUUUGAAAGCUCCGUACAUUUUACUUACGAUUCUUGGCAUUCAAAUUGUGUAUAUGUUUCAUAGCACACCACUUCAACAACAGUGCAUCUGCGUAGAACAGGCAAAAACAAAUACGAAAUUUUCAAAAAUCAUACGUUUUGAACGUACUGAGCCAAAGAACUUAACCACCACCCAGCAACCCUCUUUGGAAAAUUUAGAGAUCUGUCAGCGUCCAGCCGAGAUAUUAAAUGCUUUGGAAAUUUUGGAUUCUCGCAAUGAGUCUCGAGAGGCGAUUUUCUUCAUUGAGUCCUCAAACAAGGGCACCAUAACGGCCCGACAGGUGUGCGCCGUGGAGUCGACGGCCAGAUACAACCCCGAGGCUGACGUUUACGUGCUUCUGCUGGACCCACCAGAGGAUCCGGACCUCGCAAUAGACGAGCAGGUGCUCACCCUCCUGCGGUACCACAAAAACGUGCGUCUGCUCAGGGUCGAGUCCGCCAAUUACUACAAUGGUACGCCGCUGCAAGAGUGGAGCUUGGCAAACCGCAUCAACACGAGCUAUAACCGCGUUGAGGACGCAAGUGACAUGUUGAGAAUAGUCACCCUGCUCAAAUAUGGAGGAAAAUAUUUGGACCUGGACUUCGUGAUCCAACAAUCGCUUGAUUCGAUGCCUCCAAAUUUUUUGUCUUUCGAACUUGGCAGUGACGUGUGCAACGGUGUAUUAGGCUUUCAAAAGGGCCAUCCAAUGUUGCAAAUGAUGGUCCAAGAGCAAGCUGAUACCUAUGACGGAACUAUUUGGGGAUAUAAUGGGCCUACGAUGAUAUCUCGGGUGAUGGGACGCUUUUGCGGCAUCAGUCAAGCUGAGAUUUUUGAAACAGGCAAAAAAUGCGUUGACGUCGUUGUAUUCAAGCAAGAUAAAUUCUUUCCCAUCUCUUACCCAGGCUGGGAAAGGUAUUUCGACGAGGCCGCUGGUCCUGAGGUAAUGGACUUGGCAAAAGGAUAUCUGGGUGUUCAUAUGUAUAACUACUUGAGUCACGGGUCCAAAGUCCCGCUCGGCUCAAAUCAAGCGUACAGCCUGCUCGCACAGAAACACUGUCCAAGAGCGUACUGGAGCUGCUCUGAAAACUUUUGAUUGUUAUCUGUCUUAAAUGUGAUAAAUCGAGCAAAUGAGAAAAAAUAUUAUCAGAUUAAGUGUUUACCGUGAUUUGUUUUAAAUUAAAUAUGUGUACAUUUAAUACAUUAAAAAAAUCUCUGUAAAAAAAUAAACUUUGAACGUCUAAUCGCUUCAUGUUUCACAUAGUAUCGUAGAUAUUGUUCCAAUCUUUUGAGGAAAAUGAAUGAUUUUAAUAUUCUUUUCAUAUUUACGCUCUCUUUCCUCGAUUUUUACAGAUCAGGAAAUGCUUUUUGAUUGGUUAAUAUCUAAAAUAAAAAUUAUCGAUGGCCUGUAUAAACUUUUCAUGAUAAUUCACGUUAAUUUUGCUGUUCCAAUCCUUAUGUUUAGAUCAAAUAAUUUUAAAGUUUCGUAAUUUCAUAAGUUUACAUGUUUUAUGAAAUAAAUAACGAAUAAAAAUAAC
Messenger RNA from Cloeon dipterum, 1579 nucleotides. RefSeq names its product lactosylceramide 4-alpha-galactosyltransferase-like. NCBI's taxonomy places the organism in Eukaryota, Metazoa, Arthropoda, Insecta, Ephemeroptera, Baetidae. Gene Ontology annotation, molecular function: hexosyltransferase activity. Gene Ontology annotation, biological process: glycosphingolipid biosynthetic process. The record is from RefSeq and is a predicted model, not a curated record. The coding region runs from base 1 to 1137 and encodes 378 amino acids. The transcript has 3 exons.